AUUCUUCCCGAAAUAACGGAUGCAACAACAUCUUCGGCAAACUGAGCAUUUCCCCUGCACUCGCAAACUGUCCGUUGUGUUUACAUCACGUCAUCGUAUAAGUAGGAAAUGGACGAAUCCUCGUGAUCAGUUGCUGCCUGGAAAAUUUGCUUUACCACCUCUUACGUAUUCUGGCGAAAAUGCCUCGUGACAAGGUGAUAUUCUAUCACGUGCCUGAACAAACAGCCAUAGAAGGAUGAACAUGGGUAGGCGUGUAAAGGACAAUUUCACACAUCUCUUUCCGCAGUUGGUCGUGGCAAUAUGGGGAUCGUGGGGUUAUUUUUGCAUGGGUUCUGUUCGUGGUAGAAGUUCGCCCGGAAUUCCAUCGCAUAAUAGUACGAUGGAUUUCGACAUGUCUCCAUCCGACCUGCAAUGGAUUUCUUCUUUCCCGAUGCUCGGGGCCAUACUUGGCUCGUUGUUCAUCAACAAACCUAUGGAAUAUUACGGAAGGAAAAAGGCUCUGGUUGGCCAUUACAUCGUCUUCAUUUGCGGAUUCUUCAUCUCCGGUUUCACUCACUUCGGUGAACACAAAUCCAUGCUGUACAUUGGCCGUUUCUUGAUGGGCAUUGCUGCCGGAUGUACCACUCCCGCAGCACAAAUAUACGUAAGUGAAUGUGCAUCGCCGAGUCUUCGAGGUUGGAUGGGAUCACUGACGGCCUCCUCUUUGGUGCUGGGCGUUUGGUCGACGUACAUUGUCGGGAUCUUCGUCGAAUGGCACGUCCUGGCCUGGAUUUUUGGCUGUUUACCCAUCCUCUUUCUCUGCGGUACUGUUAUGAUGCCCGAAUCUCCAGUUUGGCUACUGUCUCACGGCCGGGAACAAGAGGCUCGACGAUCUCUUCAAUCCCUCCGCGGAAAGGGGGCUAACGUGCAAACGGAACUCGAAAGGAUCAAAAAACAUUUGGAACGCGUGGCUAAUUACAACAGCAAGUCUCUUCAAGUGACAUCUGGAUCGGUGGUCAAACCUUUAUUCAUUUCAUUGAGCAUCAUGCUGUUCCAGCAGACGACAGGAAUCAACGCCAUUGUCUUUUACACGGCCAGCAUCUUCCAGGCAGCCGGAAGUUCAAUCAACGGCAAAUACGCCACGAUCAUCGUCGGUGCCGUCCAGUUGAUUUUCACCAUCGCCUCUGGGUUUCUGGCGGAUCGAUGCGGAAGGCGGAUGUUAUAUUUAGUUUCGGCCGUUAGUUCGGCCGUACCGUUGGCUGCCCUUGGAAUCUUCUUCUGCUGUCAACGUCGAUGGGGCGAUCAAGAAGCAAUUCGAUAUUUCGGUUGGUUGCCAUUCGCAUCUCUCAUCGUUUUCUUCAUUACCUAUUCCGGCGGGAUCAGUAACGUACCCUUCAUCAUCAUGGGCGAGAUGUUCCCGUUGCGAUAUCGAACGCUGCUGGGUGGGAUCAGCUCAUCUUUCCAUUUGUUUUGCACUUUCGUGAUGGUCCGAUUCUUCCCCGACAUGUUGCGAGCGAUGGGCAAAGACGGGACCUUCUACUUCUUCUGCGGAUGCACUUUGUUGAGCGCCAUCUUUGUUUACUUUCUUCUGCCGGAGACGAAAGGUAAAACCCUGGAAGAAUUGGAACAGCUGUUCCGUUCAAACAACAUCGAACCUCAUAAAAGGCAAUAUUAUUUGGAAGAUACUCUUGCAACGGAAAAGAACACGAAUUGGGAGGUGGUCCUGUUGAGGCGUUCAGAAACAAAAGACAGUCACAGAAGUGAAUUGCAGUUGUGCGUCAACAAGUUGGAAGUUACUCUCGAGUUCUACGAAAGUAGCGCCCAAUUUAAUUUUUCGACAAUCGACGUUGUUUAGUUGAUACGUUUGCAUUUUACGUCUUAAUGGUAAUUUAAAGUAUUUAACUUUUGUGAAUCGCCGCCAUUUUGCAUUGGCCGGUGAAAUGAGCCUUGGAUUUUUAGGUGUUUUUGUUGCAAAAUUUCGGUUUGCGGGA
Molecule: messenger RNA, 1970 nt
Organism: Daphnia carinata
Lineage: Eukaryota; Metazoa; Arthropoda; Branchiopoda; Diplostraca; Daphniidae
Product: facilitated trehalose transporter Tret1-like
Exons: 7
Coding region: 236-1834 (532 amino acids)
Biological process (GO): transmembrane transport
Cellular component (GO): membrane
Molecular function (GO): transmembrane transporter activity
Source: RefSeq, a predicted model, not a curated record